This is a messenger RNA of Dothidotthia symphoricarpi CBS 119687, 949 nucleotides long. RefSeq lists its product as uncharacterized. The record is from RefSeq and is a predicted model, not a curated record. The coding region runs from base 458 to 817 and encodes 119 amino acids. NCBI's taxonomy places the organism in Eukaryota, Fungi, Ascomycota, Dothideomycetes, Pleosporales, Dothidotthiaceae. The transcript is spliced from 2 exons.
GUUCAGCAUGUCUCCAGUUCAGUCAAUAUUCUUUUCUAUGGAAUAUGAAGAGUUGAAAUCUUCCUGGCCAGGUAGGACAGCGGAGGACGACUGAUUCAUUGGCCUUACAGGAAUGCGACCAUGCACAUCCCAACGUUUGCAGCCAUGCAAAGCUCACACCAGGUCAGACUUAUACAGGAGAAAACAAUUCACGAUACCGUUUGCACCAUCCGAUGGUCCGCCCCGUCCCACACGCGCAACCAAGAACCAGGACCUUGGCACCCCCGGCAAAACGGCUACGAAGCUCUCAUUUGAACCCUGAACUCCGCCACAAUUCCUCCGCAUCUCCUCCGCCCUCGCGCAAUUCGUCACCACCCCCAACAUAGCUAGCUAUCUAGCUAUCCUCCCUUGACCCAACAAACCUCACCUUACCUCCCACACUUCAAUCCACCUCACUCAACGACACGCCCCGCGCACAAUGGGCAACCUCUGCGGCAAACAGUCAAAAGACGCCUUCGAUGGCCCCGGUCGCACCCUAGCCUCCACCCCCGCCCCAGCCACAAAAGCCUCGAUACCCGCGACGCUCAGCAGCACGCCCGCGAGGAAAGUCGGCGGGCCGCCACGCACGCUGGGCGAGGGGAAUGCGGGGAGCGAUCCCAAGGCGGCGGCUGCUGCUGCUGCGGAGGCCCGCGCAAACAAAUCCUCGCCCGGCGAUCUGCAGAGGAAACUUGAUGCGCAGAAACGCCAGACGAACAACCAGACGCUGCAACAAGCUGCGAGUGAGAACCGACUAGCGCGGGAAGCGGACGCGGCGACCGAGACGAGGACUUACCACUAGGGCGUGGACCGAGGAGGGUUAUAGUUAUAAUGCCGGGGUGUGGAUGGUGGGGAUAGAUGCCAGGGAUAUUUAUUUCGAUAGCGAUGAUUAGGAUACCAGGUUUGGGGUUAUAUGUUCGUUCUUAGCAGGGAG